CCCGCGGCCGCCGCCGCCAUUUCGGGCGCUGCUGUGAGACUGAGACCGGAGCCGGUCCGCUGGGCGGCGGGCGCCGGGGCAGGAGGGGCGCGCGCGCGCGCGGCGGCGGCGGCGGCGGCCCAGCGUAUAGGCGCGGAGGCGGCCAUGGCGGGCAACUUCGACUCGGAGGAGCGGAGUAGCUGGUACUGGGGGCGGCUGAGCCGGCAGGAGGCGGUGGCGCUGUUGCAGGGCCAGCGGCACGGGGUGUUUUUGGUGCGGGACUCGAGCACCAGCCCCGGGGACUAUGUGCUCAGCGUCUCCGAGAACUCGCGCGUCUCCCACUACAUCAUCAACAGCAGCGGCCCGCGCCCGCCUGUGCCACCGUCGCCCGCCCAGCCUCCGCCCGGGGUGAGCCCCUCCAGACUCCGAAUAGGAGAUCAAGAGUUUGAUUCAUUGCCUGCUUUACUGGAAUUCUACAAAAUACAUUACUUGGACACUACAACAUUGAUAGAACCAGUUUCCAAAUCCAGGCAGGGUAGUGGAGUGAUUCUCAGGCAGGAGGAGGCAGAGUAUGUGCGAGCCCUCUUUGACUUUAAUGGGAAUGAUGAAGAAGAUCUUCCCUUUAAGAAAGGAGACAUCCUGAGAAUCCGGGAUAAGCCUGAAGAGCAGUGGUGGAAUGCGGAGGACAGCGAAGGCAAGAGGGGGAUGAUUCCAGUCCCUUACGUGGAGAAGUAUAGACCUGCCUCCGCCUCAGUAUCGGCUCUGAUUGGAGGUAACCAGGAGGGUUCCCACCCGCAACCACUGGGUGGGCCGGAGCCUGGGCCCUAUGCCCAACCCAGCGUCAACACUCCGCUCCCUAACCUCCAGAAUGGGCCCAUUUAUGCCAGGGUAAUCCAGAAGCGAGUCCCUAAUGCCUACGACAAGACAGCCUUGGCUUUGGAGGUCGGUGAGCUGGUAAAGGUUACGAAGAUUAAUGUGAGUGGUCAGUGGGAAGGGGAGUGUAAUGGCAAACGAGGUCACUUCCCAUUCACACAUGUCCGUCUGCUGGAUCAACAGAAUCCUGAUGAGGACUUCAGCUGAGUAUAGCUCAACAGUUUUGCUGACAGAUGGGAACAAUCUUUUUUUUUUUUUUUUCCAAUUGUCAUCUAUACAGUUUUCUUCCAGACAUCAAAGCAGUCUAGUUUAUAUAAGCAUUCUGUUACCUGUGAUCUUUUUUAGACUGAACUACUCCAUCUCUAGUCUCAUUUACCAUAUUCAGGGUACGAAACUGGAGGGCUCGUGUGUUAACUUCUGAAUUGGCAAUUUUAGGUGAUAGCAGCCAUGCCUGAGUGUAUCAGAAGGGAUGGGUAUUUUGCAUCCUUUCCCUCAGGUGGUGCAGAUCAACCUGUGGAAAACUGAUGGACACGAGAGGAAUAUUGCACACUGCUUACCCUGAUUUACUCAAUGGUUUUGUUUUCAUUUUGAAAUCAUGCUAGCAAAAGGCAAUAGACUGUUCCCUUCCACCCCCAUGAAGUAAUAUUGCACCGUGUGAAUAGGAAGUACCCAGUGGGAUUGCUUUUUCAUUUAUAGAACAUGACCACUGUGUGACUCAUUCUGACAGUUUGGAUCCUGAGAUUUCCGAGGACACUACUAGAGGCAUUUGUCUUCCUUCCUAGUCAAUGCUUCAUACUUUUUCUUGGGAUUCUUUAAAUCCUUGUCAUUCUUUCCCCCAAACCUACAAAUAUGUUCAUUCUCAAGAAAAGUAUUUUUCAUUCCAGAUGACAAGCAGGAUGUGCAGAGCACUUUAUUCAGUGCAUAGCUUUAAGCCAGUAUUGGAUUCACCGAGUGGACACCCAAACUCCCAGCUUUCUGCCUUCCCUCAAGGGGUCAUAGUAGGUUCACACUGCUACCACAGCUAAAUAAACUCCUGGCUAAUGGGAUCCAGUAGGGCCAUUUUUCUCUUGAGUGCCAGAAUCCUGUUAGGGGACUCUUUGAAAUUCUUAGCUUCUACUUGCUUGGAGUGGAAGGACCAAUCACUUAGAAUAUUCCAUAGAGGGUUGUAGGGCCAAAUUCUGCCCUUUGCUUUAUGUGCAACUUGUAUACAAGUCAGGUUAAAAUUACAUGAGUUUGGGGUAGAGUUAGUGCUUUUCUAAACAUUUGAACCAAUCAUAAAUUAUGUAGUAUUCAUUUUACAUGGCCAGAAUAGUGCUUGAAGUACAUUACAUUAUCACCUGCCUUCAUUUUUGGCUCUUUUUCUUUGUGCUCCAGUUUAGUUUACAAAUCCUUUCAAGUAUGGAAGGUUUAUGUGGGGCCAGGUGCUCCAAAGAAUUGACUUCUGAGACCAAAAAUGAUCUAGGCUAUUUAGACUACAAUAUGAAACUUUCAAAGUUAGUUCCCAGUCUAGAAAAGCACUUACUGGUCUAUGGUGUGGUAUGACCCAUAGAAACACCUUAUAUUUUGCUUUGGGCCUCAUUUUAGAAAAGUAAUAUAUCUUUCGAAUUGUUUUUACGUAGGUUUAUGAUUAAUAAUGCAUUCUUUGAACUAUACCAAAUCAUGGUAUCCCAGUGACUAGCACAAUGCCUGGCAUAGUCGGUGUGCAGAUGUCUGUGUGAGUGAAUGAGGGGUGCACAGAAGCUCAUUAUACAGCACAGGGAAGCCGGCUGACACAGGAUUACAUACCACAAGCAAACUAAUGAGUUGACGCUAAUUUAUUUUUACCUCACACUAAGGUAAUGCUUGAUAAAAAUAUUAAUACUCAACUUUUAAAAGUUAGCACAGUGCAAUGCACAUAGUGGGUGCUCAAUGAUGUUAAAUGAACAGAUUUGCAAUACUAGACUUAAUUCCAUCUGACUACUCUUAAAUUUUCAGUUAGAGCAGAGAUACUGUAAAAUUCAAAUUCAAAUCCACAUUAAAUCUUGUUUUCCUGGAAGUAUGACAUCUAAAAUACUUGUAGAAAAACCUUGUCAUAAACUGAUUUGAAUGUGUGUAUUUUCUUUUGCCUUUGACUUUGAUAUUGGCUUGGAUAUGUCUUCAUCAUAUGUAAUAUUAGUGGAACAUUCAGCUCUACCCAAAUCAUAAGAAUUUCUCAAUGAUCAGAUGACUGAAAGCCAUUAUAUGAACUGUUAGGUUGGAUUUGGCUGGGUGUGUCAGUUGUUGGACCUUAAUCAAAGGACUUCUAAAAAGUAUGUUCCAAAAGCAAAUGCUAGAAUCCUAUUCAAGUGCAUAUGUACAUUGUGACAGAGCAAAGUAAACUGUAAUUGGCUGCUAUAUUUUAUAUAAUCAUUUCUGCAAAAGCCCAGUUUUUGGAUACUAAUAUUUGACAUGGUUAAUUCUUAUUAAUUUGUUGGAAUUGUUUAUUGUUAAUAAUGCAAAUAGAUAAUUUUUAAUUAUCCUUAAGUAACAUUUCACUAUUAAUGGUUUGAAGUGGGUGAUAAGCAAACCAAUUUGAAAUAAAAUAUGAACAUGUGCCAUUGUAUUAUAACACUAUACACUUUCUUGACAGUUAAAUUUUAAAAAAUGUUUUUUUGUAGCAUGUAUUGUAUAUGUUUAUAGUAUAUGUAGUAAAUAAAAAUAUGGCCAAAUGUUUGGCUUGGUGA
Molecule: messenger RNA, 3554 nt
Organism: Hyaena hyaena (striped hyena)
Lineage: Eukaryota; Metazoa; Chordata; Mammalia; Carnivora; Hyaenidae
Gene: CRK
Product: CRK proto-oncogene, adaptor protein
Exons: 3
Coding region: 145-1059 (304 amino acids)
Molecular function (GO): protein binding
Source: RefSeq, a predicted model, not a curated record